Siniperca chuatsi (mandarin fish) is the source of this 2908-nucleotide messenger RNA. RefSeq names its product cytochrome P450 2K1-like. Bases 60 to 1571 code for a protein of 503 amino acids. Gene Ontology annotation, molecular function: heme binding; iron ion binding; oxidoreductase activity, acting on paired donors, with incorporation or reduction of molecular oxygen, reduced flavin or flavoprotein as one donor, and incorporation of one atom of oxygen. The record is from RefSeq and is a predicted model, not a curated record. Lineage: Eukaryota; Metazoa; Chordata; Actinopteri; Centrarchiformes; Sinipercidae. Gene Ontology annotation, cellular component: intracellular membrane-bounded organelle; cytoplasm. The transcript has 9 exons. Gene Ontology annotation, biological process: xenobiotic metabolic process.
UUUGAGGCAGCAGGGCAGAAAAUUCAGUUCACAUAGUGGACACGAUUUGUUUUUAAGUCAUGGGGAUAUCAGAUCUUUUUCUCCAGUCCUCCAGUUCUGUCUCCCUGUUGGGGGCUCUGGUGGUCCUGCUGCUCGUCUACCUCGUCUCCUCCUCCAUCUUCAGCUCCCAGGAGUAUGGGAAAGAACCUGCAGGACCCAGACCGCUUCCCGUGCUCGGAAACCUGCUGCAGCUGGACCUCAAGAGACCCCACAACAAUUUUCUGGAGUUUUCCAAGAAAUAUGGAUCAGUGUUCUCUGUCCAUUUGGGACCCAAGAAAGUGGUGAUCCUGGCUGGAUACAAGACAGUGAAGGAGGCGCUUGUCAACUAUGCUGAUGAGUUUGGAGACAGAGAUCCAAUGCUAAUUAUGCAUGAAUUUAAUCAAGGAAAUGGAGUUAUAUGGUCCAAUGGUGAUUCGUGGAAAGAGAUGAGGCGCUUUGUCUUGACGAACCUGAAAGACUUUGGGAUGGGCAAGAAGGCUUGUGAGGACAAAAUAAUUGAGGAAUGUGACUACCUCAUUGAAGUGCUUAAGAAAUUCAAAGGAGAAGCUUUUGACACGGCUCGACCAAUAAAUUAUGCUGUCUCUAAUAUUAUCUGCUCCAUGGUUUAUGGCAGCAGAUUUGAAUAUGAUGAUCCAGAGUUUGCAUCCCUGGUAGAUAACAAACAUGGUCAACUUCUAGGCUCGCCUUCAAUACAGGUGUACAACAUGUUCCCGUGGUUCUGCAAAUGGAUUGCUAACAGGAAGGAAUUCCACAGAUUGGGUGCUGCCAGUACGAAACAGAACAUAGAGCUGUUCAGUCGUUUGAAAGAGACCCUCAAUCCACAGAUGUGCAGAGGCUUUGUGGAUGCCUUUCUGGUCCGAAAGCAAAAUCUGGAGGAAUCUGGGAUUACCAACAGGCACUACCACUAUGAAAACCUUCUGAAGACCGUCAUGAAUCUGUUUUCUGCUGGCACUGUGACAACAGCAACUACACUGAGAUGGGGACUUCUGUUUAUGGCCAAGUAUCCAAAAAUACAAAACCAGGUCCAGGAGGAGCUGAGCAGGGUGAUAGGAAGUCGUCAAGUGCAGGUUGAGGACAGGAAGAACCUGCCCUUCACCAACGCUGUCAUCCGUGAGACUCAGAGACUGGCCAACAUCGCCCCCAUGGCACUUCCUCACAAAACUACCCAAGAUGUAACCAUCCAGGGUUACUUCAUUAAGGAGGGGACCACAGUGUAUCCUCUCUUGACAUCUGUCCUGUUUGAUGAGAGUGAGUGGGAGAGGCCACACACCUUUUAUCCUGCCCACUUCCUGGACAAAGAUGGGAAGUUUGUCACGCGAGAUGCCUUCAUGCCUUUUUCUGCAGGUCGCAGGGCUUGUCCUGGAGAAAGUCUGGCCAGGAUGGAGCUCUUCAUCUUCUUCACCACCCUCCUGCAGCGCUUUCGUUUCACUCCUCCACCUGGAGUUUCAGAGGAUGAACUGGAUCUGACUCCACAAUUACACCUCACCCUCGACCCCUUACCUCAUGAACUGUGUGCUGUCCCCUGUAUGUGAGGACGAGUAGGGUUUGAAAAUGUAAAAAGUAGUUUAACAGUGGUGAAAAUAUUUAAAACCUCUGAUGUGAUUAAGAAAAUGGCAUUAUGUUUUAGUUGCAACAAGUGGAUACUGUAGAAAAUAAAAUAAAAUGCAUUGUCAGCGAAUGUUUUGAAGGCUAAGACACUAAGAAAUAACUAAAUAUCCCACAUCUGGACAAGUGUACUUUCAUUCACUUGAAGGAAUUUCUUUUUGUAAACAAGCAAUUGCCUGGAAGUUCAAGUGUUAUGUUGCCUCAGUAUAACCGGGUCUGGACUAUGAGUGUUUCAACUUUUCAAGUAUUUGGUGUUUGGCACCUUUCAGGCCACAAGCAUGCAGGGCUCACCAACAUGGUAUGUUGGUAUCGAGUAGAAUUAAAGCAAUAUGCAUCAUUAUUCUCUCCAAAUAUUAAGCUAUAGGUUACAUAAAGCUGAUAACAUAUCAAUUGAAGAGGUGUUUUAUUUUAUUUACUGCGAUAAUUGUAUUGAUGCUAUGUGUAGGCUAUACUAUUUUGGCUUACAAGGGCAAACACACUGCAACUUAACCCUAUAACGCCAGUUGUAUCAUAUUUGCUACAUGAGUUUCUGAGACCUCUACAUCAUCAACAGGAUCAAUACUUUACUGAAAAACCUGUUGUAUGCAAUCUGACACAGGUCUUCUGCGCUCUGGUGGCUUAUCCGUGCACUGCAGGCAGUAGUGGGCCUUUGAAUCCUAAUUCCAACAUGGCUGCCGUCUUGUAGUGAUUCACAAGCUUUUGGCAGGGAAAUCUCUGCUAAUUUUGAAAAAGUUACGGUAAGAAUAACAUUUAUAAUGUUACUGAUAUUUCAAUAUGAAUAUUUACUGUAUUGAAGAAACUAUAAUUACUUAAUAUUUCGUACCUUAUUUUAUAGUAAAAUUGUGUUGAAAAUGUUUGUAUCACAUUUGAUACAGCAGUAAUAUAAGGUAAUAAAUCCUUCAUUCGUCAUUGUAUUGUAUUUUAUGAUGCAUCUGCAUUAUGCCUACCACAAUGCCAAAAACACUGUUUUGAUGAUUUAAUUAAACUAAUUAAAGAUUGAAAUGUCAUCUUAAGAUAUAUUUAGUUGAAAUUGAGAUAUUUAUGUGGGGUUUUUAAUAUAUGGAACCUGCUCUCAUGAUAAUCAUUUGGAUGUUGCAAUGGCUCACUUGCUAAUAAUUGUCUUUUUGUCUCAUUGUUUUUCACUAAAACAACUCCUUGGCUAUCAUAAUCUGUGUGUUAUACUGACCAACUCAGAGAAGAAAUUCAGAAUACACAAUAAUUUGUUUUUAUGUGUAUUAUCUGAUUGGGUUUUUUGCCAUAAUAA